AUGAGUACGCUUGAUUUACACAAGAAUCUUGUGGUCGAAUACAACUCCUAUGUCCAUUUCGCCUAUUACGUUGGCAAAUACCUACUUCAAAAAUGCCAAGGAGAGUCCUGCAAUGAAAAAACGAUCGUUUCCUGGUAUCUCGAGAACCCUGGGAAAUUCGUUAAUGAUAACUCUUACAGUUAUGAUAAACUCAAGGUAAUUUACGAGAAGCUCGUCGAUAACUUGAUUAAUGACGGAUGUGUACUUGUCAUUUCUGAGGAAUCCGGUUCUCGAGUCAUCAAACGGCAUCCUGAAUUCUUCGUUUGGGCUUGGAAGAGCCUUGCUAAAUUACAUCACCACAAAUUGAACAAUUAA
Messenger RNA from Theileria orientalis strain Shintoku, 354 nucleotides. RefSeq lists its product as hypothetical. The transcript has 4 exons. Lineage: Eukaryota; Apicomplexa; Aconoidasida; Piroplasmida; Theileriidae. The record is from RefSeq and is a predicted model, not a curated record. The coding region runs from base 1 to 354 and encodes 117 amino acids.